AUGAAUAAGAGCCUUGACUUUCUCAGUAUGAUUGAAGACUGUGGGCUCACAGACCUUGGAUACUAUGGACCAAGACAUACACGGUCCAAUAGGAGAGGUCCCUGCUCUAUUGUCUGGAAAAGGCUGGAUAGAGGUCUAGUAAAUGACAAUUGGCUUACCUUCUUCCCUGGCACAACUAUCACACAUCUAGCUUCUGCUGGAUCAGAUCACUCUCCACUGCUUAUGGAGAUGCAUGUGAGACAAGAAACAACAAGGAGAUACUUUAAAUUCCUCAACUACUGGUUUGAAAAUGACACCUGCAUGCCUUUGAUUCUCAGAGUUUGGAGUAUGAAUGUCAAUGGACGUGCAAUGUGGAUCUUCCACCAAAAAUUAAAGGCCGUCACUAAGGCCCUGAGCUUAUGGUCUAAGGAACAAUAUGGGGAUAUCUUCCAAAAUCCUGAAGAGUUUGAACAAAAAGUCAAGGAAUCUGAAGAGAAAUGA
Molecule: messenger RNA, 480 nt
Organism: Nicotiana tabacum (common tobacco)
Lineage: Eukaryota; Viridiplantae; Streptophyta; Magnoliopsida; Solanales; Solanaceae
Source: RefSeq, a predicted model, not a curated record